AUGGUCGGACCGAUGACUGCGGCCAGUGCCGUGCCUAUUCGAUCAGGUACUGCCGCUCUCCGUGCUCCAUUGCGCUCAAGCGCCUUCCGCCACCAUGCCUCGUCUUCAUUGCGAGCCCACUCGACGUCGUCCGGCUCGAAGGUCAAGGCAGCCAGCAUUAUUGCAGGAGGAAGCCCUUCUGCUCGGAACAAACUACGAUACGCUACUGCUGCGGGAGCUGUGACCACAGUCGCCUUGACAACAUGGUAUGCUACCACCUCACCCGUACAUUGUGAGGCCGCACAAUCAGUAGCCACGAAUGCCGAUAUUACUCCCACGACCAUGUCACAGCAAGACCAGAUGCGUCAGCGUGCAAAGCUGAAAGGUGUCUACGCAUGGGGCUCGAACAGAUACAAUGUCGUUGCUCCAGAUGCUCCUUCAGUAACGCUCAUUCGAUCUCCCCGCUCCAUUCCGUUCUUCGACGGAGUGGCUCUUCGAGAUAUUUGCCUGCAAGAAAAGCACGGCGUUGCUGUUGAUGCUGAAGGAGAUGUCUAUCAGUGGGGCCUUGGAUUCUUUGAUCCCUCCGUGCGCGAGAUGACAGCGAUCGAGGACGUGCCUCUUGGACGCAAGAGAGAGAAGGCCACUGCCAACGUUCGGGCUCCUCUUGGCGGCACUGCAACUCUCGUACUGAACCCGGUCAAGACGCUGAAAGGCAAGAAUAUCAUCAAGGUAGAAGCGACUGAAGAAAAGAUCUAUGCUCUGUCGAAAGACGGCCACGUCUACGUGUUCUCUGCGGUUCAGCAGCUCCAGUCUAAGCCAAAGUACCCGGGCUGGUCUGCAAACCCAUUCAAGCUCUUCAACGCUUUCGCCAGUCCCACUAUUGACCACGAAGUGCUUCACCCCGCUCCUUCUGCACACUGGGGCAGCACUGAGAAGGUGCAAGACCUCGUUGCUGGAAGCCACCACCUUAUCACUGUGACCAACAAGGGUCGAACAUUCGCAACGCCCAUCGGCGAUGAGGGCAACACAUUUGGCCAGCUCGGUACCCGUCGUGUCUGGCUCAAUGCACCCAAGACCCCCGACAGCAAAGCAGGUCAUGUCGAGACUCUACUCGAACCUUGUGUCUUUGCCGAGCUUGAGGCAAACCACGGUGGUCGACCCGUUUCUACGCUCGUUCCCUCUGGCUGGCUCCCUGCUCCAUCCACCGAGACCGACCGCACCUCCAAGCCAAAGGCUAGCUCAGAACCCGCCUUCGAAACCAACACUGACCAAGCUCCCCCUCCCAAACCUCUUACCGAACCCAUUGGAAGUAUCCGAUGGUGCACUACCCUUCACGAGAUCCCUGCGCUCCGCAACCUCAACAUUGUCCAAAUCGCUGCUGGUAGCGAGCACUCUCUAGCCCGCACUCACGAUGGACGUGUGCUUGCAUGGGGCCGGCACACGCACGGCCAAUGCGGUCUUGGCACCAACUUCAGCAUGGAAUGUGUCCCUGUUCCCACUGAGGUGGUGCUGAGUAGGUCAUUCGCCAACAGUUCGAUGGAUGUGCGAGCGAGCUCGAUUGCUGCUGGUGCGGAUAACUCGUUCUUUAUGACGACUCGUCGUGAGCAGAACGGGAUGAAGAUCGAUCUUUUGGCUUCUGGUAAGGGUCAGUGGGGUUCGAUUGGGAAUGCGAUGUGGAGUCAGGUCGUUUCUAAGCCUUCGCGAGUUAAGACUGUGUCGGGGUUGAUGGAGUUUUCGGAAGCUACGGGUAAGACGCAUCCUGUUCCUAUUCACAGUAUCAGUAUUGGCAAGCCAGGCCAUGUUGCGCUUGUGCUCGAUACUGUCGAGUCGGCAGAUCACUUGGCUUUCGGUCGCGAUGUGAUGGUUUGGGGUGCCAAUGCAGGUUUCCAACUCGGUCUGAGCAAACGAUCCAACCUGGCUGUUCCUCAGCAUCUUAAGCCGCUCCCCGCAUUGACGACCGUUGAGGGCGGGAACAUUCUCUCGGAACAGGAUGGAAUUGUUGUGUCGGCUGCUAAGGCAGCCGCUAUGCCUCAGGCGUCCCUGCCAACCGCCGACCCAAAGUUGCGAGAGGCGGAUAUCAACUCGGGCGCCCUAACGCACAUGCCUCAUAACCGAUUACAGCUCGCAUCAAAGACUAAGGCCAAUACCCACCUGCCACCUACAGACUCGUCGAAAGAUCAGAUGACCACGGCACCAGCGACAGUUUUGGCUCAGACUGGAAAGGGCAAGACAAAGAAGAAUUUGACCAUGGAAGAGAGCAUCAAGGCUGGAACUGUUUCGACUGUUGUUUAUUGGAAGAUCCUUGAUUGA
Ustilago hordei is the source of this 2289-nucleotide messenger RNA. RefSeq lists its product as uncharacterized. Lineage: Eukaryota; Fungi; Basidiomycota; Ustilaginomycetes; Ustilaginales; Ustilaginaceae. Gene Ontology annotation, biological process: mitochondrial respiratory chain complex III assembly. The transcript has a single exon. The record is from RefSeq and is a predicted model, not a curated record. Gene Ontology annotation, cellular component: mitochondrial inner membrane. The coding region runs from base 1 to 2289 and encodes 762 amino acids.